CCGGGCUGCGAGACCAGCGGCGGUCCACAGAGAGAGCCUCGCAGAGACCGAGAAAGACACGGUGGACUCCAUUGCUGUCCCGAGUUUCUCGCCGGACUAGGUAUAUUCCGUUACUGCGUGUCUUGUCCGCGCUCGUGCACGCACCAAGUUUCAUCUCCCCGACAUCGGCGAAUCGUUUUACGAGCAAACGACCGAUCGACAGCCCCGGAGCUUGUGAUUCGGAGACACUUUUUCUGUUGUCUAGUGUGCGGGGACGCGUGUGUCCGCGGGCCGAGUCCUAUCGUGCGUGAGCUGAGACGUGAAGAAAAGGGAAUUACAAUGGCUGACCAACUCACAGAAGAACAGAUCGCAGAAUUUAAGGAAGCGUUUUCGCUUUUCGAUAAAGACGGCGAUGGUACCAUAACCACCAAAGAAUUAGGUACAGUCAUGCGGUCCCUUGGUCAAAAUCCCACAGAAGCUGAACUACAGGACAUGAUUAAUGAAGUAGAUGCAGAUGGUAACGGCACAAUCGACUUUCCGGAGUUCUUGACCAUGAUGGCGCGUAAAAUGAAGGACACGGAUAGCGAGGAAGAGAUUAGGGAGGCCUUCAGAGUGUUCGAUAAGGAUGGAAAUGGUUUCAUAUCCGCGGCGGAACUCAGACACGUCAUGACCAAUCUGGGCGAGAAACUUACUGAUGAGGAAGUAGAUGAAAUGAUACGAGAGGCUGAUAUCGAUGGCGACGGUCAAGUUAAUUAUGAAGAAUUCGUCACAAUGAUGACAUCAAAGUGAAUGCAACCUGUGUAACGGAAGAACUCGCGUCUCGGAGUGGUGUUGACGUAUUAAAUAAAUCAAGAAACAGAGAAAAACAUAUGUAACAAAAACAGAAUCAACCAGAAAGUGAUAAAUCUUGUAUCAGGAUACGAAGAUGAUCUAUAAAAGCGCGAAGAGUCAACGUCCGAUACCGCGUUUAAAAUCAUCGUUUAACGAUAAGUAAUACAGGGCAAUUAAUUGUUUAAUUAAAGAGUUAUACCACUAAAAUCAUUAUCUUUCAAAACACAAAUAUUUACGCGUGUACACACAACACAAUAACACGUCACACCGAUAUAUACGGAACACUCAGAGUAUAUAUAUAUACAGUUACAUACACAUUCACUCGGAUGUCUUAUUUCCAUUGGACAAAACAAAUUUGGAAGUGAGAUAACGAUUGCGCGCGCAUGUGCACCAACGACAAAGAAAAAAGUGCAUUUUCCAUUUUACUCUCUUUCUCGACUGCCCCCUCCCCUCCCCUCCUUUCCUUUUCUCUUGUUGCAUCCCUCGCUAUCAUCUUUCCUUCUCGUCUCCAUACCUUCUCCUUCAUUUCCUUGAAAGAAUUUUUUUUAUGAGAAAGGCAUGUCGAAAAUUUGUAAUUUCUCUUUGCAAAUGGAGAGGAAACGUGUGCGUUAGGGGACAAAAUAUAAAUCUGAUGUAAGAUACUAUUAAAAGCAGCAAAGAUUUAUUUGCCAAUCGAGAGAGAGAGAGAGAUUUCAUCUCGAGAAUUCCUUCGUUCAUUUUUUUAAUAAACGAGAUACGUGUAUAGUGAAUGAUGACAUUAGGAUAUGUAGCUGCUAAAUAGAUGAUGAUGUCUCUACCGUUAAAAUGCAUGCACAUGUACAAAUGUUUGUUUGUCUCUGUGAGAGAAUUCGGCCUGGACCGAUCGUUUUCCAGACAAAGAGAGAGAGAGAGAGUGAGAGAGAGAGAGAGAGAGAGAGAGAGAGAGAAUAUAAAUAUGAUGAUGCGCUUCGGCCUCUGGGUUAUUGAUGACGACUUCAAAUGCAAAAGCUGUGCUGGACCCCUCGAUGCCUCACAAAACUAAUAACUUAAUUUAUAUAAGUAAUGAGCAAGAAAAUUUAUAAAAAAAAGAAAAUGUGAAAGAGAGACAGAAAAAAAGAGAUGAAAUAUAGAUGAAGAAGAAUUGGAAGAGGAGCCUCGAGGAGCUCAGACCUAGUGCUUUCGCUCGCGCGUGUCGCGUCUCGCAGGACGGGAUGGGAUCGGUCGCGCGGAUGACGUCACACGGGAACACGGAUAAUGAGCCGCGACGCGAUCGUUGGAAAGCUCCAGGAUCCGAAGUCUCGACAUUCCUAUUUGAAAAAGAAAAAAAAAGAAAAGUCUCUUCCUUACGCUUUCAAUCAACAGCAUCCAAGCCUCUCGUGCCCGUUGUAUACGGGACUCACACGUACACGUUUACGUAUUAUAUACGCGAGAAAAACUCUAUACACAAAAGAUUAUACACACAGAGUAAAAAAAAAGAGAAACACUAUAAUAUUAUAUUCACAAAGUGCGUUUUGCCUCCAGUUCCAUUUAAUCUCCUAUUUAUAAACUUGCCUUCCGCUCGGGAAAGUCUUACAUACAUGCGCGCAAAAAAAAAAGAUUUUAAACAGAGAAAAAAGAGAGAAACAACGUUGACACCACUUUUGUUGAUAUAUAAAUCCACGGAGAAAUAAAAUAGGGAUGGGGGAUUAAAAGAAGUAAAGGCCACAGUGAGAUCGGUGCAUUACUUUUCUUCACCCAGGGGUGCGUGCCAGUCUCGUUAAAAGCGGAGCCAACCAGAUCGGAGAAACUGGUGUGAUUUUUGUGCGACCCGUACGAUAUAAUGUUACUUAAGAACUCGAGAGCAAAAGAACAUAAAUACCGUACAGCGUAAAACAACAUGCGUGUCGGUGGUUCAGUCAUAAUAUAUAUGUAAUAUAUAUUAUAUAUAUAUAUAUAAAAUAAUUUACGAAGAAAUUAAGAAAAAAAAGAUGAAAGAGAUAAUUCCUCCACAGUCCUUUAUUAUUUAAUAUUGAAGUGAACAAAAAUGAGAAGUACUUGUAUUUCUGGUGACCUAGAUCGCAUUGAUCAUUAAACAAAAAAAGAUAAAAAGAUUUAAAAAAAAGAUAAAAAGACAAAAUAAAUGUAUCCUCAUUUUUAGGUCACAGCUAUUCUCGAUUUGUUUCCCUUAUUACCAAUAGAUCUCUCGUUUCAGCAACUAUCUCUUUUUGUGUUCGAUGGCAUCUAGAUACUUUGCUAUGAGAAUAUUUCAUUGUCUCUCUGUGAACAGGAUCCACUUUACAUAUCUCUGACUUUUCUCACUACCCUCGAAAAACUUUUGAGAUUAGAUAUAGGUUACAAAGGAGAGAAAGUACGGUAUUAAUUAUAAUUAGGGACUCACUUCAUUAAACACCCGAAAAAAGGGGGAAAACAGCACACAUUGGGUCUAUUUGUAAACUGGUAUAUUCAAUGUCCGAGGUAUAUUUCCACACACUUACACUCUUUAUUAAGAAUGAAAAAAAAGAUUGUCAAAAAAGAAAAAAAACGCACUCUCGUUUUUGUAAAAGUGGUCGUUAGUAUUCGACAGGCAUCUGUAUCUAAAUGCUUCCAAAUUCGCUUCGUUUCAUCGAACACUGAUACCUAGCGAUUAAGUCUCUUACGUUACAAAGACUCUAUAUUCCAGUAUUUAAUAUAAUAGUAAUUUUAUAUCCGUAUCGCAAAAUCUAUUUAUUGAAAGAAUUUUCGCGCGCCGAGAAUUAGAUAGAGAAAGAGAGAGAGAGAGAAAGAGCGGCGCAUGGAAGCUCUUGUUGUGAACAUUAACAUCGAGGCAAUGCCAAAUCUUUAUCGAAUAAUAUUGAAGCGUUAGCUCUUCUAAUAUUUAAUUUAGCGUCCCCUCGAUCUUUGUUAUUGAAAUACACGUUGUUGUUCUUAAAAAAAAAGAAAAAGAAUCGUUUAUACCGUAUUUGCGGAGGUACCAAGACACAUCCUGCUUCUAUUGACCGUUGUAUUUAUUUCGAUGUGUACAUAUACGAACGUAUAAAAUCGAUCCGGCGAAGUGAAUCUUCGUACGGUUAUAUGCUAAUUGUAAUUCUUAAAACGAACAAGUUUAUUGCGAUAUAUGAACAAGGAGAGAACGUUAUACGCGUUGCAAAAUAUAAAGCAUUUUUUUCCUAUCUAAUCAUUUCGAGCGCAGGCUCGGUAAUCUUUUUUUUUUUUGUUUUUGUUUUUUAAUGAUUAUAGCUAUUCGCGAUUUUAAUGAACUCCUUAAUUUCUUCAGAUUCCAAUUUGAACAUUGUUUCUAUUGUAUGUAAGUAUAUUCUCUGUCGUAUAUCUCUCAAAGGCGUUCUUCACUUCUUGUCGUACAUAAUAAAGCGGCACAGUUUGUAUAAAGUGUUGAUAUUAAGUUAAUAAAUUGUUCCUAUAUACUUAUAUGGGAGCAAACUGGUGUUUAUCUAUAAUACAA
This is a messenger RNA of Cataglyphis hispanica, 4228 nucleotides long. RefSeq names its product calmodulin. Lineage: Eukaryota; Metazoa; Arthropoda; Insecta; Hymenoptera; Formicidae. Gene Ontology annotation, molecular function: calcium ion binding; enzyme regulator activity. The record is from RefSeq and is a predicted model, not a curated record. The transcript is spliced from 4 exons. Bases 319 to 768 code for a protein of 149 amino acids.